AUGGAGAUUCUUCCGAUACUUGAGAGGAAUGACUCACCAAAAUUAAACGUAUGGUAUGUUCUGUCGCCUGAAGGUGAUGUCCCAUGCGUGAGAGUAGGCCACACAUGUAAUUUCGUUUCUGAACCUCCUCGUGUGUUGGUUAUUGGUGGCGCCAAUCCCGAUGGAUCGUUCGCUGAUGUGUAUAUAUUGGAUCUAGGUUUGUUUUAAAGUUUUUGAGUCCCUAUAUUCCUAUGGAAAAACCUUCCUAAAAUUAUCCCCACGAGUCCGGAUAAUCGAGGUUCGACUGUAUAAUUGUAUGUGUUUAUUGAUAUUCAAUAAGUCCUGAAAGGAUUGCUCUUGGUAAUAGUACCAGUUAUUCUUCAACCUGGAGGGAAGUUAUCUUUAGAUUUAAAACAGUUUUUAUAAUCAACAUAUGGGAAUAAAGACGUUCUAUGUUGUUAAGCUAUUGUUUCAUUUUUGUAGAUAAGUUUCAAUGGAGUAAACCAGACUGGCCAGGUAUUAGCAGUCGUUAUGAACAUUCAGCUUUUAUUCCUGAUUGUGAUCAAAAGAAAGUUUAUGUAUUUGGUGGAGCUCAGCAAGCCACAAACUUGAAUGACGUUCAAAUUCUUGACCAAGGUACGUGGCACUCGUAAUGAUAAUAAAGCUACUCUAAAAUGUAUUCAUCACUCAACUAGAGCUUCGUCAAGAUGGUAUAAUUUUGGCCAAGUUUGCUUUAUUUUGUUUCCUUUAUUAUUUUUAUUUUGUUUAUCUAUUCAUACAUAAGAUUAAGUUUAGCACUCUAAAAUUGAGCAUCUACUGCUUCAAAAAAAUUUUUAGCAAUUGCAAAAGUGGUCUAAAGAAAAAAUAAAACUCCCCCAAAAUUAUCACUUGAUAAUUAAAACUACCUUGUACCAGUGUGUGUAUAACUCUGUUAAGUUCAAGGGUACACUGUGAAUCAAACAGAUUUUUUCAUGUUUAAAGUUUUGUGGCUUCUACCUAAAGUUACCAAUAAUGACAAGUAGUAAGAUUGAAACAUAGUUGGAGACAGUAAUGUUAAGAAAAGCAGUCAAUAACUUAAAGAUGUUAAAACAUUAUCAGUUGAAUUAAGUUGCCUUUUUCACUACUUGGUAGAAAAUGGCAAAUGGGAAACAGCUGAAACACAUGGAAAUACACCAUCACCAAGAACCUGCCACAGCAUGGCAUCUGUUGGCAGUAAGUUCUAUGUGUUUGGUGGAGGAUUAAGUGGUCCUGACCCUGUUCCUGAUGUAGCAAUACACGUUUUUAAUGCUGGUGAGUUCAGGAACGACGUGGAAACAUGUUAAGAAGCAUUGUUUGGAAUUUGUGCUUAUAAUUUCUAUGUAAACAGCAACAUCAAAGUAUUUGAAUCCAGGCUAGUUGUACUAAUUUUUCAAUAUGAUAUGGUUUUGUGAAUUACAACAAGUUUAACAUAUAGAUUCUGUGUAGCUAUGUGUCUGUUGAGUAAUAGAUAACAGAGGAUGUCAGUAUGUGGUAAGAACUAAAAAGUAGUACACGAGGUGCAGCCAAGUGUGUCAUGAAUGUUGUAAACCACAUUUUGAUGUCUUCUGUGAUCUAUUCUGAAACAGACACACAGCAACAUGCAAUCUAUUUGUUUUAUUUGGUAAAAAAGAAAAACAUUGUCAAUUGUUAUGCCAUCCAUGUGUCCGUCCUCCCAUAGAUCAUAAGUAUGAACCAAUCAAAAUGCAUAUAUAAUAUUAAUCCUUUGAGCCCCAAGGAUGACCAGCAUCCAAUUUCUCCUUACAUUAUCACCCCUGAAUCAAACAUUUAGGUCACAAGAAUAGAGGAAAUGAUCAUCGACUAAAGGCGUUUUUGAUUGUUAAACAAAUUCUCCUUAUCAGCACCACAGGAGAUGUAUAGAGAACAGUAUGGAGAAAAUGCAUUUGGAUGUUAGGGUGUAAAGGGUUAGCAAAAAAAUGGAGUGUCUGUUCAGUCACCUCCUUCACACCCCCUUUCCCAUUUUUCAUGAACUGAGCAUCUUAUAAGAAAGUGUUUUUACAACUGUUCCAACUCUACAAUUGCAGGUACUGAAUGCUGCAGAAUUUACUAAUGAGGAAUUAAUAUAUCUAUAUUUUUGUUAAUUUUCAGAGGACAACAGUUGGAGUCAACCUGAUGUAAGUGGAAAUCCUCCAUGUUCCAGACAUGGUCACAUAUCAGUGGCAGUCGGAAUUUAUAUCUAUAUUCAUGGUGGAAUGGCUGGCACUAAUAUCUUUGAUGAUCUCUAUAAAUUUGACACUGGUAAGAGGAAACCUAUAAUACUCCAUCAGUGUUGGGGCUAAGUGCCAGCUGCUGGUGAAAUUUUCCUGGAGAAAAUGACCUUUGCUUUGUAAUUUAUCAAUUUCAUCAUUCAUCGAAUGAGAUCCUAAAAGAAUCAAAUGACAAGCCCAAUAAACUAUUAAAAAUUAAUUUUUAGGAAUGAAAUAUGUUUUAUUGGAAACUAAAUGAUGAUGUAAACCAAUGUACUGGUACUUUUGAAAAUUACACUCAUCUCUUUAUAUUCAGUGAAUCACACUUGGAGUAAACUUCAACAAAAGGGUCAUGCCCCAUCCUCACGCACAGCACAUGCUGCAACAUCCAUAGGAAAAAAAGUGUUUAUCCAUGGUGGAAUGAGUGCAGUGGGAGCUGCAUUGGAUGAUGUGUAUUCUUUAGAUACAGGUUGAUAAUUUUAUUUUUUUAACUUGUCUAUUGAUGAAUAGACACUUUCUCUACAGUUCAUUUCAUUAUUUAGUGUACGAAACACAUGAAGGCAGAUGCCAUUUGUGUUUUUGUGGUGCAUGAUGGUUUGAAAAGUUUUCAAAUCACUAGAAGUGACCAUAAAUCACAAAUACACAGGCAGUUUGUGGGAUUAUUUUGAUUAUUACAUCCUCAAUGAAAAUCACUCUCUUAUGCUACUCUGUACUUUCUUAGAGCACAUUAGGAGAAACACUUUGCAACAAUUUUGAAAAUGCUUGAGCAUGUUCCUAAAAUUGUAGACAGUGAUUGUGGUGCACAAACUAAGCAAUGUGUUUUUCAAACUAUUUUCAAAGUUGUACUGUUUUAUCCAUCUUUUAAUACUGUACUCAAAAUCUGUUAUAAAACAAUGCAGAAACCCAUAUUGUUGUCAAUAACCUAUUUGUACAUCCAUCAUUGACCAAUUAGAUAGUAAUGUUAAUUAAAGUAAACAGCUAUUUGCACAACUACUCUGAGAUUCACUAUCCACGGAAAGAAAAUGGUCUCAGAAAACUGUAUACUAAUUUGUUGAGGGUAUAAUUGUUAUGACCUCUAAUAAUUUAAAUAUAUCUGAGGUAAUGACUGAUGUGCUUUUUUCUUUAUUUAAGAAACCUUAAGAUGGACACAGAUAUCAAUUGACGGACCCAGUCCUGCACCACGACUUGAUCACACUCUUUGUGCAGUGGAAAUUCCUAAGCCAUCAGGUACUCACAGCAAUGGUGAAUUUUCCAUUAACCAAUGUUAUGACAGCAUAAUGCAUAAUAAUGUCCUUGUUAAAUAAAGAAAAGUGUGAGAUGUUUCAAGCAAAUGCUGGAGUAAAACAAAAAGUUAAUACAGUCUUCUGUUAUCUGUUGUUUUAUAUCAGGUGACAGUACAGCUGAAACUGAAGAAGAAAAGGAUAGAGAGAUAUUACUGUUGGUGUUUGGUGGAAUGGACACACAAGGAGAAAUUUUCAAUGACUGCUUAGUUUUAAGACCUGAAAUUGUAAAUAAAAACUGAUAAAUUUUUUUUUAAGGAGGCUUUGUUGUGUUCAAAGAUCUGAGUGUGAAUUGAUCUGUGUAAAGUGGUAGUCAUUACUGUUGUGUAUUAGGGUUCAUUAUAUACUACUAUGGAGUAAAGUGUGCACAGACCAAGUGCUCUACACAACUGCUUUAUUAGAAUACCAUGGAGUUUAUUACACACAAUGAUAUUGAGCAUUAUCACAUGACUGUGGUCAAGGGUGGGCUAACCAAUAGAAUAAAGAUUAUGUAAUAGCUAAAGUAUUUAUCCAAAUAGG
This is a messenger RNA of Pocillopora meandrina, 4000 nucleotides long. The record is from the annotation of a GenBank genome assembly. NCBI's taxonomy places the organism in Eukaryota, Metazoa, Cnidaria, Anthozoa, Scleractinia, Pocilloporidae.